Messenger RNA from Choloepus didactylus (southern two-toed sloth), 2580 nucleotides. RefSeq names its product WD repeat domain 54 (gene WDR54). Gene Ontology annotation, molecular function: protein binding. The transcript is spliced from 10 exons. The record is from RefSeq and is a predicted model, not a curated record. The coding region runs from base 1404 to 2525 and encodes 373 amino acids. Lineage: Eukaryota; Metazoa; Chordata; Mammalia; Pilosa; Megalonychidae. Gene Ontology annotation, biological process: cilium-dependent cell motility; sperm axoneme assembly; cilium assembly.
UUUAUAAUCAAGAAAAACCCACUUAAAUGAAAAAGACUAAUUCCCAAAACUCAUUUAUUGUUGAAUUUACUAGAAGUCUCUCAAGAACCUCCUUGCUGUUCCACAAUAGUCUCCCUGAACCUGGUUCUUUCCAAAAGUUACCUUCAAACAUGAUCUUCUCAAACCUUUGCCUUCACCACCUAACCUUAUCACAUCAUAGCUGAUGUUCCUCAAGUUCAUUCUCCUUCUAAUCUGUUGUUUCUGAAACCUCACACUGAACUCAAAACGCUUUAAACCACAUUUCCCAGAGGCAGACUUCUUCCUCCCAGCUAUGAGAACAGCCCUGGUGGCAAGCCCCUGGAGGGGUCCACAGCACAAGCCAGGUUUGGCCAGGUGGGGGACUGGGACAGGACAGUGGCUUCCUUCUGCUUCCCCUCUCAUCCUCGAUGGUGGCAGUGCCUAGACAUAGCCGGACCGGAGAAGCCAAAGGCACUUUUCAUAAAGUCUCUUUAAAUCUGUUCUCUUGGUUUUAAACAUUUCUUGGCCUUUCAACAAUUCGACUUUCAAGCGCAGCCUCAGAAAAGCAGUUGUUGUUUAAUCCAUUUCGCAUUCUGGAAAUUCCCUCAAGAUAUGAUUAAUCUAGCAACACCUCUUUCCAAUCCCUGACCAGUUGUUUACCCGCUUAAAUGGGUAACUCAGGAUAAUUAUUACGUACAUCAGCUAUUUCCAAAUUCACUUCUAGUUUUCGGGCUCUACACCAACCAUCUGAGCCAUUCCCUCAGGGAGUGGUGGGGGGCGUGGUGCAGGUGUAAAUUUUCUGCCCAACAUGGAAGUGCCACCGUGGCUUCCUCGUUCAUCUUGAACACCAGAAGCGAAGUGCCGACCCGGGCUCUGGCGCACCCCCAGGCCAGCUGAAGCUCACCGAGCCUUCGUGCGCCAUCGCCGCGGCAACAGCUCCAACCCCGGGGUUUCGCAAAGUCCCCGCGCGGCCGCCGCGGCCGCCGCCUACCGGUUGCCCGAGCAACGGCGCUCGCGCUGCACGUUCGGGCCACUCGCUCCGCCCAAUGGCCGUGCGUAGGUGCGUCGUCUCUAUGGUGGCGGCGGAUUCGGAGGAAGCCAACGUUCCCGGAGUGAGGCAAGCGGGCCUGGUGCUGCUGCAGACGUGACCUUUGACCCGAUCCGGGGGCUGCGGGGAGCCGAGCAGACAGAGGAAGAUCCUGGGAGCUACUCUGCCUCAUUCCCCACCGCUUGGCUCGGGCGCUUGGGGCCACCGGUCCUGUGCCGUUCCCAUCCCUCUUCCGGGGUAUCCCCAUCGCCCCAUGACUCAGCCCUGGGACUCUUCCUCUCCUGCUCCCCGAGACCCUCCCCACCUCAUAUGACUUCCCACCCCCGCCAUCACCGUCCUCGGGGCCUCCCAGUAUAUCAUGACCCAGUCCCAGUGUUCUCCUCCAGUGCCUCGUGACAGCCCCUCCCCGCCCCCGCAGGGAUCGCUGCUGUCUUCUGUUUCCCGCGCGUCUAGGAUUCGGUGUCUGACCUCCAGCAUGUUCCGCCGGGAGCGCUCCAUCCCCCUUCGAGGCUCGGCCGCCGCCCUGUGCAACAACCUCAGUGUGCUGCAGCUGCCCACCCACAACCUCACACACUUUGGGGUGGUCCAUGGACCCAGCGCCCAGCUUCUCAGCGCUGCCCCCGAGGGUGUGCCCUUGGCCCAGCGACAGCUUCACGCUAAGGAGGGUGCUGGAGUGAGCCCCCCACUUAUCACCCAGGUUCACUGGUGUGUCCUCCCCUUCAGAGUAUUGCUAGUGCUCACCUCACAUCGCGGGAUACAGAUGUACGAGUCUGAUGGCUCCGUCAUGGUCUAUUGGCACGCUCUGAACUCUGGAGAUGCCUCUCCAGUCCAGGCUGUGUUUGCCCGAGGAAUUGCUGCUAGUGGCCACUUUGUCUGCGUGGGAACGUGGUCAGGCCGAGUGCUGGUGUUUGACAUCCCAGCCAAGGGUCCCAACAUUGUACUGAGUGAAGAGCUGGCCAGGCACCAGGCACCGAUCACAGACAUUGCCACUGAACCUGCCCAGGGACAGGACUGUGUGGCUGACAUGGUGACGGCAGAUGACUCAGGCUUACUGUGUGUCUGGCAUUCAGGGCCCGAAUUCAAAUUACUGACCCACAUUCCAGGAUUCGGGGUCCCGUGCCCCUCUGUGCGGCUGUGGCAGGGGAUCAUCGCAGCGGGCUAUGGGAACGGGCAGGUGCGUCUGUAUGAAGCAAGGACAGGCAGUCUGCACGUCCAGAUCCAUGCCCACGCCCGGGCCAUCUGCGCCCUGGACCUCGCUCCCAACACGGGCAAGCUACUCUCCACGGCUGAGGACACCUUUGUGCACAUCUGGAAGCUGAGCAGAAACCCAGAGAGCAACUCCAUUGAGGUGGAACACGGUCAUGGUGAGUGUGUCCCCGACACCCAGGUGUGUGGUGCCCGGUUCUGUGAUCCCUCGGGCAGCUCCUUCGCCGUGACUGGCUAUGACCUUGCUGAGAUCUUGAGAUUCCGCAGUGCGUGAGAGAAGAGCAGCUCUCCUGUCUCCCGUGUUGUUUAUAAAGUUCUCCCUCCACCCA